AUCUACUCCUAUCGGAGAUGGGUAUAUACCUCAGUUCUCCGAAAACGGAGAAAUUUUCAGAAGAUGGUGAGAAUGCUAGGGUUAGAUAUGGUUCAUCAUCAAUGCAAGGAUGGCGAGCAACUAUGGAAGAUGCUCAUGCAGCAAUUACUGACUUGGAUGCUUCCACUUCCUUUUUUGGUGUCUAUGAUGGUCAUGGAGGUAAAGUUGUUGCUAAAUUUUGUGCCAAGUAUCUCCAUCAACAAGUCCUCAAGCAUGAAGCGUAUCUGCAAGGAGAUAUUGGAACGUCAGUCCAGAAAGCCUUUUUCAGAAUGGAUGAGAUGAUGCGUGGUCAGAGAGGAUGGAGGGAGCUAGCUGCGCUAGGGGAUAGAUUAAACAAGUUUUCGGGUAUGAUAGAGGGUCUCAUAUGGUCUCCAAGAAAUGGUGAUGGAAACGGAAAUACCGAUAACUGGCCGUUUGAGGAGGGUCCUCACUCUGAUUUUGCUGGACCAACUUCUGGAUGUACGGCUUGUGUUGCGAUCAUUAGAGAUAACCAACUCAUUGUUGCGAAUGCCGGUGAUUCUCGCUGUGUGAUUUCAAGGAAAGGCCAGGCAUAUAAUCUAUCGAGGGAUCACAAGCCUGAUCUUGAGGUUGAAAGAGAGAGAAUUUUGAAAGCAGGUGGUUUCAUCCAUGCAGGGCGUGUUAAUGGCAGCUUAAAUCUUGCAAGAGCUAUAGGUGACAUGGAAUUCAAGCAGAAUAAGUUUUUGCCAGCUGAGAAGCAAAUUGUUACAGCCGAUCCAGAUAUAAAUAUUGUUGAAUUGUGCGAUGAUGAUGAUUUCGUUGUCCUAGCCUGUGAUGGUGUAUGGGACUGCAUGUCAAGCCAGCAGUUAGUGGACUUCAUUCAUGAGCAGCUCAACUCGGAAAACAAACUUUCUGCAGUAUGUGAGAGAGUUCUUGAUAGGUGUUUGGCACCUACUGCUGGAGGUGAAGGAUGCGACAACAUGACCAUGAUUAUAGUACAAAUCAAAAAACCUGUUCCCUCCGGGGCUUCUCCGGUUGAUGAACCGUCAGCUUCUCCAGGAGAUGAGCCAUCAACUUCGAGUGAGAAACUCCCUGCUUCAGAUGAUGCAAAUGCUGAACCGGCUUCUCCGAGUGAUGAACCGUCAUCUUUGAGUGAGAAACUCCCUGCUUCAGAUGGUGUGAAUGCUGCAUCAAAACCAGCAGAGUGUGGAUCAAGUUCAUAGUCAACAUAUACACCCCCUCUUAUUGAAUCUGGAACUUCCCAAAAGUCCCAUCUGCAGUUGUAAAUGAUUAUUUUUGAGCUACGAGGGAUCAACUGCUGAAAAGAUUAUACUUUUACUGCUGCUGGUUGUACAUGUUUUUUGUAUUGUACUAUAAUUACUCUUUGGAUGACAUGUAUAGAUGACUAGACCAGAUGUCCAGAUGUUGUUGACAUGAAAAGUAAAAAAAAUCCCCAAAAAAAUGUUAUCCAAA
Molecule: messenger RNA, 1470 nt
Organism: Capsicum annuum
Lineage: Eukaryota; Viridiplantae; Streptophyta; Magnoliopsida; Solanales; Solanaceae
Product: probable protein phosphatase 2C 60
Exons: 11
Coding region: 18-1220 (400 amino acids)
Biological process (GO): protein dephosphorylation
Molecular function (GO): protein serine/threonine phosphatase activity; cation binding
Source: RefSeq, a predicted model, not a curated record